ACGAGAGUGAUGGUCUUUCGCGCAAUUUGGCCAAUCAUUGCAGCCUUUCCACACUUUGAACACGUCCAGAAACAUGCUGCGUCGACGCGGUGGCGGCGCGCAGUUCAAGCCGUUCGUGCUGCCCGUGAAGGGCAAGGCAGCGCCCGUUCAGACUCAAGACGAUGAUGGGGAUGCAUAUGAAGAUGCUGAGGCCGCCAGCAAUCGUCAGGCGCUGCGUAGUGGCGCGUCGCUGUCUGUCAAGCGGCUCCCAUUCCUGUCUUUCCUGGUGAUGGAGCCCGAACGCCGUGCACAGCGCGUACGACGUCCAUUCAAGUCACCGUGUGGAGAAAGUGGCCGCACACAGGAGAGCAACCGCCUGCUUCAGACUAAGACGCUCGGAAUGCGACGACGCUGGGGCUCUUUAGUGUUGAAGCCCAUGGUACGCCAUGACAUGCCGCCUGUUGAAGUGGACGUCGAGGAGAUCGAAACGCCCGUUGAGCCAGAGCCUGUAACAGUAGAAGAGCCUGCUCCUGUUGCAGCUCCAGUAGCCGAUGCGCCACCUCCACUUGUACUAUGGCAGAGUGAGACGGACCCCGAGAUUAAAGUUGUGGUGCCCGAGAUCGUGGGCAAGUUCCUGCGUCCUCAUCAACGGGAAGGCGUACAGUUCAUGUUCGACUGUGUAUGUCAAGUGAAGGGCUUCGACGGUCAAGGAUGCAUCCUGGCUGAUGAUAUGGGUCUCGGUAAGACUCUACAGAGUAUUACGUUGAUGUAUACGCUGCUGAUGACCGGCAUGGACAUGAAGCCGACGGUAAACCGAGCUAUUGUGGUGUGUCCGACGUCGCUAGUGAAGAAUUGGGACGACGAAAUUAUCAAAUGGCUACAUGGACGUGUGAAAACAGUGGCGCUGUAUGAAGCCAAGCGGGAAACAGUGAUCAAAGGCAUUAACCAGUUUAUUGAGGGAAGCAAGAGGCCACGACCCGGAUUCUCUGCCCAAGUGCUGAUCAUUUCGUACGAGACGUUCCGUAUGCACGUCCAGAAGUUCGCAGACACACCAGCUUGCUGUGAACUGCUAAUUUGUGACGAAGCCCAUCGACUCAAGAACGCCAACUCACAGAUUAACAAGGCACUAUCGUCCUUGGCAUGUCGGAAACGUGUGCUUCUGUCUGGUACACCGAUGCAGAAUGACCUGGAAGAGUUUUUCGCGAUGGUGGACUUUACGAACCCAAAUAUUCUUGGCACGCCAAGUGAGUUUAGGAAGAAUUACCUGGGACCUAUCUUAAUUGGACGUGAGCCGGACUCAACGGACCGAGAGCGAGAAGUGGCGCAGUCGUGCUCGGCUAUGCUGUGUGAAGUCGUGAAUCAGUUCAUUCUGCGUCGAGGCAACAUUCUAAACGCCAAACACCUUCCACCAAAACUAAUGCAGGUGAUUUGUUGCCCGCUAUCUCCACUUCAAGAGCAACUCUAUAAUCAUUUCCUGUCGUCCAGUGCUUGUCGUGAUAUGAUGAAGCGUUCGAGCGCGAACGUUCUGUCUUCUAUCACUGCGUUAAAGAAGUUGUGCAACCACCCGCUGCUUAUAUUUGAUGAGAUGGGGAAAACCAAUACCAAGCUUCCUGGGUUUAGCAACUGUGCUCAGUAUUUUGCAUCGGCGAAGGAAUCCAGACGAAGCGGAGGUGAUGAUAACCAGCAUCGGCGAGGAUUUGGUGGACGUACAUGUUACCCUGAGUGGUCCGGAAAGAUGCUUCUACUCGACCGAUUGAUGUUUUCGAUGAGAAAAACAACAACAGACCGGAUCGUGAUCGUGUCGAACUACACUCAGACGUUGGAUGUGGUCUCUACACUCUGUCAGGAGAGACAUCUGCCAUUUGUUCGUCUGGAUGGAACGACUUCUGCCAAGAAGCGAAAAAAGCUUGUCGACACUUUCAAUGACCCGACAACGAACUCGUUUGCGUUCUUACUGUCAAGUAAAGCUGGAGGCUGUGGUUUGAACUUAAUUGGCGCGAAUCGAUUGGUGCUCUUUGAUCCUGAUUGGAAUCCCGCGACAGACAAACAAGCUGCUGCUCGGGUGUGGCGUGAGGGGCAGAAAAAGAUGUGCUACGUGUACCGCUUCCUAGCGACGGGGACUCUGGAAGAAAAGAUCUUCCAACGUCAGCUCUCCAAAGAGGGGCUUCAGAAUAUCGUCGAUGAUAAAGAGGAGGUGAACUCGCUGUCUUCUAAGGACCUCAAGAGACUGUUUGUGUUCCGGAAAGACACCAUGUCCGACACCCACGAUCAGCUGAAAUGUGAUCGUUGUCAAUGGAGAGAUACUGGUAACGAAGCUCCAUCCGUAAUAACGAUCGAUGGUAAUGAUGACAAUGGGAAGGAAAUAGGAAACGAAACUUCGCCUGAUCGAGGUACUACCAGUGACGAGGACGUUGACAAGGACACAGACAAAGGAUAUCAUCCGCAAAUUGGCAUGCCACCAGAAGAAGAUUUGAACAGUUGGGGGCAUCACCGCUCCUAUGCAUCAGUCGACGACGAAGUGAUGCAGGCAGCGUUACAACAAGUGCAGAAUGACCUUGUGAGCUUUGCUUUCAGUUGCCGCAUUGACUGGGAGUUGCUUCAAGAACAUCAAGCUGAAAACGAAGAAAAAGACAACCAGCGUGAUGAAGAGCGGAAGCGGAAGCGUAUGGAGAUUAUCGAGGCUGCGAAACACCGUGCUGAACAAGAAAGCAAGACCAAACGCCCAAAAAACAAGAAACGCAAAAGUAUCGACGAUUCCGACGAAUCUGAGGCUGGAUCAAGCACCGAUGAAGACGAACCUGACGAAGUUUUGGGCGAAAGUGAAUCAGAAAGCGAACAAGAAGACGAUUUUCUGUCGCGACCUCGCACUUCCGAGGCCUCUGAAGUUGACAUUUCAUGUACUCCAAAGCCACCACUCCGACGUCCUGUGCUAUCGACGAGCUCACUAGAGGAAUCGUCUCAUCCGGCUCCAGUCCAGUCUGAACCAGCCGCCGCACCUGCCAAGAUAAAACGGAGUGUGUCAUUUGCUCCGGAGGUUGACGAAGGCUCAUGGUCACCGUCGAAGAAGCGAAAAACAAGCGACUUCUCCGACUCCGAAGACGAGGAUGCCUUCGUCGAGAAUGUCCUUAGCGAUCACCGCCGCUCAGCCCGUGAAAAAGUCGUAGAUGCGGGCGAACAGCACAGCACAAAUAAGCCUGCGGCUGCUUGGAGCUGUUCACGUUGCACUUUGAUCAAUCUGCAAACCAACGCCAGCUGCUCAAGCUGCGGCCAUCGCUACCGACGAGCUCGACCUCAAAUUAUCGAUCUGGGCGACGAUGACGAUGAAGACUGGUAGAAAUAACGUCAUAGAAUUUAUUGUCAUCGUCUUUUAUUCUGCAUUGAUGGCAGUCUAACACUGUAGUUUACUCAAUAGAAGCUCCCUUCUUCGACCGAGGAAAAGCUUUAGCGACUGUUGUA
This is a messenger RNA of Phytophthora nicotianae INRA-310, 3435 nucleotides long. RefSeq lists its product as hypothetical. Gene Ontology annotation, biological process: double-strand break repair via synthesis-dependent strand annealing; reciprocal meiotic recombination. Gene Ontology annotation, cellular component: nucleus. The record is from RefSeq and is a predicted model, not a curated record. The transcript has a single exon. The coding region runs from base 74 to 3313 and encodes 1079 amino acids. Gene Ontology annotation, molecular function: ATP-dependent chromatin remodeler activity; ATP binding; DNA translocase activity. Lineage: Eukaryota; Oomycota; Peronosporomycetes; Peronosporales; Peronosporaceae.